Molecule: messenger RNA, 1043 nt
Organism: Cyprinus carpio (common carp)
Lineage: Eukaryota; Metazoa; Chordata; Actinopteri; Cypriniformes; Cyprinidae
Product: HAUS augmin-like complex, subunit 1
Exons: 9
Coding region: 124-903 (259 amino acids)
Biological process (GO): centrosome cycle; spindle assembly
Cellular component (GO): HAUS complex; cytosol
Source: RefSeq, a predicted model, not a curated record
GAAGCCAAUGAGAAAUGCGCUUAGAGACCCCGGAACUAGAAGAACAAAUUCAGUGGCGGGAUGUUUAGUUGUUGCUCCACGUUAAGUAAAUUUGAUUAGAUGUGACACACAUUUAGUUGGAAAAUGUGCGAGAAGAGCAAAAUCGUGAGCCAGUGGCUCAGGAAGGUGUUCGGGCAGCAGCCGGUACCAGAAUUUGAGGUGAACACACGCACAGUGGAGAUUCUGUACGAGCUGGCAGAGAGCAGUGAGACGAGAUGCAGAGAGGCUGAGCUGCUCAUCAAGGACCACGAGCAGAAAACAGAAGAGUAUGGCAGUGAUGGAACUCAUCUCCAAGAAGUGCUUCUCCAGGCGGUAGGACUUCAGGCUGGAGGACUUUCCAAACCCGCAGUGGACCUGCUGUCGGCACUGGAGGGAACCGCUGAAGUGCUUAAACUCAGAGACACAUCACUUGGGAGCUAUAUGCCUGCAAUCAAUAAACUGACCAAUGACGCGCUGGAGGCAGAGAAAACAGACCGGAGGUUGCAGCGGGAACUUACUGCUGUUAGAACGAAAAUGACUGCCGCAGUUGUUCUUCGGAAAAAACUUCAGGAUGAUCUGAUGAAGAUCACACAUACGCAGCAGGUGGAAGCAGCUACAGCGGAGGAGAGGCUUCUUAACAUGGACUUCAUGAAGAACAAAUCCAGAGAUCUCGCCUGCAGGAAUAAGAUUGUGCAGGAAAAGCUGGACUCACGGCAGAUGGAGGAUUCUCUUACCCAUCAGGCCAUCGUACAGUUAUCAGAGAAAAUCACAGCUCUGAAAGAGGAAUCACUACCCUUGAAGAAGAAACUAGAGCCGUAUAGUGACUUGAGCCCUUUUUGUUUUUUAGAGUCCAGCUCUUGCACGGGUGAAAAUCGAGGAGGCUAAACGAGAGCUGGCUGCCCUGGAUGCCCAGUUGGAGCAGAAAGUGGACUUCAUGAACACUUUAUUUUGAUAAUUUAAAAUAUCUAACAAAAAGCGUGUUAAUAAAUGUGACUGUCAAUGUAAUAAACGCAAUUCCUCUCCGA